This is a messenger RNA of Drosophila subpulchrella, 887 nucleotides long. RefSeq lists its product as uncharacterized. The transcript has 2 exons. The record is from RefSeq and is a predicted model, not a curated record. Bases 126 to 887 code for a protein of 253 amino acids. NCBI's taxonomy places the organism in Eukaryota, Metazoa, Arthropoda, Insecta, Diptera, Drosophilidae.
UGCCAAGAUGUUUCCAAAAGUCGAUGAAAAAAUCAAAAAACGCUCAAUGAAAAUUCAUAAAAAAAUCAAAUUCAAGAGUAAACCAUUUGGACCCUUAUUUGAUCUUUGUACAAAAAUUCAAAAUCAUGAAGACCGCGAUAAGGCUCCGGGCUUCGACGCAGGAGUGGUGCGAUCGGAACUCUAAACCCAAGUCUCCGGUAGUCACUCCCCUCGUCCGCCCGGAACCCACACGGUGGCAAAAGCCGGGACCCAUGGGCCGAAGUGAGUGGGCCAACUUUCACAGUAGCUAUCAAGUUGAUGCAAUGGCCAGUGCAGCUUUACGUAAAGAGCAAAGAUUACGGGGAGGAAAGCAAAAUCCAGAAAGAAAUGGAAAAGAUAGCAAGCUGACUUCCGAGGAUGAGGACUUUUUGAGAGAGAACCAACAACGGAUGAGUAUGCCACGUUGGCAGCGUGGAAAGUACAUUCCACCGACGCCGGAGGAAUUUCCCUAUCGACCUCAUCUCACUGGUCGAAGGACUCCACGUCCGGAACGCGGUAGACCCGUGAAAAAGCCAACGGUUCCGUGCUGCUUCCAGCAUGUGGAUCUCGAGAACGAGUUCUGGGCCAACAUGCGAUUCCCUAUCUCCCGGAAGGCACUCGUAGCCUGUCCCAGCAAGAAGAUCUGUGAACUGUCGCGACCACGCCAAAUACCUCGAAAACCUCACUGUUCGGUGCCCAUGAAUUUCGAUGAUCAGAUGCCCAAACGCCGGAAAAUGUCACCGCGGCAGUGGCGUCAUCAUCUCCAGCGCCUUGAAUUUCUAUCCAAACCAAAUCCACGGGUUAUGGCGGAUCUAGUUUGCUGCUGCUGUUGGAACAAACAGAUUAAUCCUAAACUACAGAUCCGUUAA